UACAGAGUAAGAUCUCACUAAGCACAUACCGAUUACUUGCCGGGCUCCAGGUUGCCCUUUAAUGCAUAAUCCCAAAUCCCAGAUCACAGAAUUAGCAGCAGCAACCUACCUACUGAUCACAAAAAGAGAAGGAACCUUCCUCUCUCAAAUACUUCAAACCAUUUCUUCUUCUUCUUCUUCUUCUUCUUCAGUUGGCGUUGCUCUCUCGCCUCGCUGCCCGCUUCUCUCAGGAGCUUCUUCAAGAAUUAAUAUUCAUGCAUAUGCAAUCGGCAUUUUCCAAACCGUCAGAUUGAUUACGUCGUCUAUUGUGAAAGAGCACAACUGGUAAAUCUGCCAGCAUUAUAUAUAUUUUUUCCUAUGGGGUGCGGGGGGGACCCAAGCUCCUCUUACAAAUCAAUUGAGACUAGAGGAAUAACUGGAAACUUGGUGAUCUAGACAUUUUUUUCCAAAAAAAGGGAAAAAACCCCUGGUGUUACACUGAGCACCUGGCCUCUUAUUCUCUCCCGUCUCCACUGCUGAAAUUGCAUCUGCUACAAGCGGGAAGGUCCAGGGUGAGAUCGAUCCUGUGCACAGGAAUAAGAAAAUCCAACAAGCUUAUUAAUUAACUAAUUUGAUUAAAUAAAAGUGAAGGGUGAGAGUCGUGAAACAUUAAGAUCAACAAUGGAAGGGUCGCAAGGAGGAGGAUCAGAGAGAGAAAAGUCCAAUUCAUCAUCAUCCACUACUCCAAUAUCUGCUGUUGCUACUUUCUGGAAAGAUUUUGAUUUAGAGAAAGAAAGGACCAUCCUGGAUGAACAAGGGCUUCGAAUUGCAGAAAAUCAGGAGAACAGCCAGAAAAACCGUAGGAAGCUCGCGGAGAGCACUAGAGACUUCAAAAAGGCUUCAAAUGAAGAAAAGUUAGUGUUGUUCAACUCUUUACUUAAGGGUUAUCAGGAAGAGGUUGAUAAGCUUACCAAGAGAGCCAAAUUUGGAGAAAAUGCUUUUCUUAACAUUUACCAGAAACUUUAUGAAGCACCAGAUCCUUACCCUGUUCUUACUUCAAUUGCAGAGAAGGAUGCCAAACUGUCUGAACUAGAGUCUGAAAACAGAAAGAUGAAGGUUGAGCUUGAAGAAUUCCGCACUGAAUCAACACAUCUGAAAAAUCAACAGGCAACAAUAAGAAGACUUGAAGAACGCACCCGCCAGUUGGAACAGCAGAUGGAGGAAAAAGUUAAAGAAAUUGUUGACAUUAAGCAACGCAAUCUGGCUGAAGAGAACCAGAAAACAAUGGAGGUUCUAAGAGAAAGAGAACGGAUGUUGCAAGAUCAGUUACGCCAAGCUCAAGAAAGUGUUUCCACUAUGCGGAAACUGCAUGAAUUUGCACAAAGCCAGUUGUUUGAGCUUCGUGCCCAAUCAGAGGAGGAGAGAGCUUCAAAACAAUCAGAAGUUAAUCUUUUAAUGGAUGAAGUCGAACAAGCUCAAACUCGUCUUCUUAGUCUCGAAAGAGAGAAGGGUCUUUUGCAGUCUCAGCUACAAUCAGCUAACGAAGAAAGUGGACACAAGAAAAGUGAUAAUGCGGAUGCAAAUACCAUGCUUGAGAAUUCUCUUAGUGCGAAGGAAAAGAUUAUAUCUGAAUUGAAUAUGGAACUUCACAAUAUCGAGACAACAUUAUCAAAUGAGCGGGAAUAUCAUUUGAAUGAGCUGAAGAAGUUGAAGACUUUGCUCAAUGAAAAGGAGCUUGAGCUUGAGGAGUUGAAGAAAGAGCUUCAGGCGAGACCAACUGAAAAACUCGUUGAUGAUUUGCGAAAGAAAUUAAAAAUUUUGCAGGCUGUCGGCUAUAAUUCAAUUGAAGCUGAGGAUUGGGAAGCAGCUACAAGUGGAGAAGAGAUGAGCAAAAUGGAGUCAUUACUUCUUGACAAAAACCGGAAAAUGGAGCAUGAACUGACACAAUUCAAGGUCAAAAUUGCUGAAAAGUCAUCUUUGCUGGAAGCAGCGGAAGUUAAGAUCAGAGAACUAGCAGAACAGAUCAAUGAACAGCAGAGGCUUAUCCAGAAACUUGAAGAUGAUAUCCUAAAGGGUUACAGUUCCAAUGAGAAAAAGGGCAGUUUUUUUGAUGACUGGGACCUUUCGGAGUCCGGAGGCACAAACCAAGUCGAGAGUGCAGAACAAAGGCGUGUUCCCUCCGAUCUAGACCAAAGCUCUAUGCUUAAGGUGAUCUGCAAUCAACGGGAUCGAUUUCGGGCGCGUUUGCGGGAGACUGAAGAGGAAAUAAGAAAAUUGAACGAGAAGAUUGGCAUGCUGACGACUGAACUCGAGAAAACAAAAGCAGAUAAUGUCAAACUCUAUGGAAAAAUUCGUUAUGUGCAGGAUUACAAUUCUGAGAAAGUAAUAUCAAGAGGAUCAAAAAAGUAUGCUGAAGACCUGGAAAGUGGGCUUAGUUCUGACGUGGAAUCGAAGUAUAAAAAAAUAUACGAGGAUGAUAUUAAUCCAUUUGCAGCAUUUUCGAAGAAGGAAAGAGAUCAGAGGUACAAGGAACUGGGGUUGAGGGACAAAAUAACCCUUAGCAGUGGACGGUUUCUCCUUGGCAACAAGUAUGCAAGAAGCUUUGCAUUUUUCUACACCAUUGGGUUGCACGUAUUGGUAUUCACCUGUCUGUACAGGAUGUCUGCCUUAAGCUACCUCAGCCAUGGUCCAGAGGAAAACCUUGUUGGCGACAACGUUAAUCUUCCACAUCCUCAAUGAACUGGAACACUUCUUUUUUAUUUGUUUUGCUUUUCUUCUCCCGCAUCAUUUUCCAAAACACUUUCUACGCUUAGGUAGUAAGGCACCUCGGUACAUUUCAAAAUUGAACAGAGUUUAUUGUUAAACAUGUAUUGUAAAAAUAAGAAUAAAAUGAUAAUGUACGUCACUGGUUUGUUUGUUGCAGGGAGGAAUUUGAUACGUUAAGUGAACAUUAAGGCCUUAUGUAGGUGGGCGGGAUACAUGAGAUGGAUAAUGAGGGAUGAGAUUGUAUUAUCCAACAAAUAGAUUGUCUACUUGUAUGAUUACAUUUGGAAUAAUAUAUAGGGUAAAGUACAGUUGCCAUC
Sesamum indicum (sesame) is the source of this 3062-nucleotide messenger RNA. The record is from RefSeq and is a predicted model, not a curated record. NCBI's taxonomy places the organism in Eukaryota, Viridiplantae, Streptophyta, Magnoliopsida, Lamiales, Pedaliaceae.